UAAGCCAGUUCACUAUUCCGAUAGUCGGUUGACAGAUAACAUUGGAAUCAUGAAGUGCACCGUAGUGCUUGACGCACUCAUUUUCAUCUGCAGUUUCUGCGGCGUGUCCGGAUGCUGUGCAUACAGUCCAAAAUCAAAGUUUAAAGAACCGGUCUACCUUGAGACCCAUGUGUACGCCGACUAUGGUUACCUAAAGUUCUACAACAAGAACGACACCAAGGCGAAGGAAUAUGUCGUCGAGUUUUGGAAUUCGGUUGAACUGAGAUUCUCCAAUCUUUUAACUCCACUCAGGCUGCCGCUCGUGGACAUUACCUUCUUGUCAGAAGACGACGAUAAAAAGAUUUUCGGCAACGGAAAUCAUCCUGCUAACACCUCUUCAAGCAUGAUGAGUUUUAAAGAGUCUAUGAAGGAUAAACAGGGGCCCGACCUUGUCUACGUUCUGACGUCGCGAUCUCUCUAUACGGGCAGCCCCGAAAGAAAAAUAAAGGCAGCAGGAGGGGCAUACGUUGAUGGAGGAGUCUGUACAGAGUACAAUAUUGCUAUGGGUAUUGACAUUCCUGGAAACUUUACAGGGUGUCUGUGGGCUGUCCGGCACCUUGCAAAAGUCAUUGGAGCUCGAGACGAUGGGAAAAACGGAAGCCGAUGUCCCCCUUCUGGAGGGUUCCUCAUGGCGAACACCGAUGCGGGCGGACAGUUCCAAUACUUUUCACUGUGCUCCAAUGAGGACAUCGAAAAUCACUUACUACGCAUCAAUUCAUCCCUCAGCCCUCCUUCAUCUUCGUGCUUGGAACGGAAUCAAUCGCUUCGAGAUAUCAGGCGAGGCUUCAUGAACUUGAAAGUGGCUGCACAGUCUCUCUCCCUGAGAUCUCGUUGUCAAGCGUACUUUGGAAAUGACAAAUGGAGCUGUCGAGAGCGUACUAGCACAUGUAGAACGACAUGUUGCACACAAGGAGCAUGGUAUCAUUUCACCUGGCCUGCCAUAGGGUAUUUACCAACUGCUGAUGGACAAACGUGUUGGAACGGAUACGCGAGGUGUUUCUUCGGGAUGUGUCUUUACGAGGCCGACUACAAUAUACUUAUGAAGGAGAGGGAGGAAAAGCUGGAGGAAAUGCUGAAUCAAGAACAACAGAAAAACAACCAAUGACAUUAUUUAACGUGGAGCUAAUACCAUACCCAGUUAAGCUAACUAGAGCUAAGUAAAGGUACUUG
This is a messenger RNA of Ornithodoros turicata, 1209 nucleotides long. RefSeq lists its product as uncharacterized. The record is from RefSeq and is a predicted model, not a curated record. Gene Ontology annotation, molecular function: metalloendopeptidase activity. The coding region runs from base 50 to 1144 and encodes 364 amino acids. Gene Ontology annotation, biological process: proteolysis. The transcript is spliced from 11 exons. NCBI's taxonomy places the organism in Eukaryota, Metazoa, Arthropoda, Arachnida, Ixodida, Argasidae.